AUGGCCGAAUACCAUCGCAUCGAGUACAACUGGGUUAAGGGUGUGGAGUCACUUGAAGAAUACCAGCCUGGAGGUUAUCAUCCCGUUAUCGUCGGGGACGUCCUACAAGACCGAUAUCACAUUGUAGACAAGCUUGGUUUUGGAGGCUAUUCGACGGUUUGGCUUGCCCGGGACACUCGUCUACAGCGAUAUGUUGCUGUCAAGAUCAACACCGCAAACUCUCCUCGGCGCGAGGCAAAGAUUCUCAAGGCUCUAUCUGCUCCACUCUCUAGGUCUUCGCCCAUACACACUGGGCGCAGUUUAAUAUCUGUUUUCCUAGAUGAGUUCAAAGUGCGAGGGCCCAAUGGAGAGCAUACGUGCUACACAAUGGCCCCUGCACAAUGCAACUUGAGAGAGAUAUCCUUUAGCCGCCUUUUCCCCCUCGAAGUUGGUCGAGCACUGUCAUAUGGACUUGCGCAGGCCGUUGCUUAUACACAUUCACAAGGUUAUGUUCAUGGAGAUAUUCAUUUGAGCAAUAUUUUGAUCAAGCUUCCAUCAAGUUUCGACGAUCUUUCUAUCAAGCAACUAUAUGAAAAAUAUGGCGAACCUGAGGCAAUACCUGUUACUCGAUGUGACGGUGAGGCAUUGCCCCCUAACGCUCCGACCAAGGCCUUUUUGCCCCUGUUCCUAGGCAAAUAUGCGGAGGAGUUCUCAUUAUCCGAUGCGCACGUCCUUUUAAGCGACUUUGGUGAGGCUUUUUGUCCAGCCACGGAAACUCGUCUAGGACGAGACUGCCAUACUCCGCCCGCGUUCCGAGCUCCAGAAGCCAAAUUCGAAUCACAGAACUUGCUGGGAUAUCCCUCGGAUAUCUGGGGUCUUGCUACCGCAAUCUGGGAGAUCAUCGGAAUGAAGGCAAUUUUCAGCACCGAUUUUGUACAUGAGGAUGAGGUAGUGUCUCAGCAUGUAGAUGUACUGGGGCCUAUGCCUUCCGAGUGGUGGCAGAACUGGGAAGGACGGUCUCGAUUCUUCGAUGAGUAUGGGUUUCCGACGGAGUCUCACAGGGAAAAUAGAUGGCCUACUCUUGAAGAGUCAUUUGAGGUCGGUGUGCAGAAAUGGAGGCGUAGGGCUGGAAAGGGGAUUGAAGAAAACGAGAAAGCUGCUUUUCUGGAUUUAAUGCGCCAGAUGCUGUCAUUCAGACCUGAGGAACGACCGACUGCUGAAGCGCUACUAACGUCGGUGUGGAUGGUUAAGUGGGCAUUGCCUGAUUUUAGGCGGAGCUUAAAGUAUCCCCUUUGA
This is a messenger RNA of Aspergillus viridinutans, 1275 nucleotides long. RefSeq lists its product as uncharacterized. Gene Ontology annotation, biological process: spliceosomal complex assembly; regulation of mRNA processing; protein phosphorylation. The record is from RefSeq and is a predicted model, not a curated record. Bases 1 to 1275 code for a protein of 424 amino acids. Gene Ontology annotation, molecular function: ATP binding; protein kinase activity. The transcript is spliced from 2 exons. NCBI's taxonomy places the organism in Eukaryota, Fungi, Ascomycota, Eurotiomycetes, Eurotiales, Aspergillaceae.